Ornithodoros turicata is the source of this 3170-nucleotide messenger RNA. RefSeq names its product baculoviral IAP repeat-containing protein 7-B-like. The record is from RefSeq and is a predicted model, not a curated record. Lineage: Eukaryota; Metazoa; Arthropoda; Arachnida; Ixodida; Argasidae. Bases 2021 to 3037 code for a protein of 338 amino acids. The transcript has 6 exons.
UCAUUCAACAUGAUAUUUAUACAAUAACAUGUCUUGGGGUAAAGCUUGGGGGGAAAGAUGUAAUGCAAAGUUGGCUUAGUAAACGAAGUCCGCUCAUACCUAUUAGUUUUUGUUGCACCGGAAGCAGGCAGUGGGAGGGGUGAUGUUUUUCUCUUUUUAUCUAUUCAUUUUCCUUUUUUUCUGUAAUGCUCCUGCAAGGCGUCAAAAGCUUCUCCGGACCAUAAACUACAGACUCUAGAGCCCAUUCAUGGCCGUGUAUAGUGCUAAAAAUAUACAGUUUCCUUGUCUUGAUCCUGAAUUUGAAGAGAAAUGCCAACAAGAGAUUUUGUCUCCAUCCCCCUGCUUAUCUCUUUCUAUUUUUAUUUAUUUGUUUUACUUUAUUCUUAUUAUUAUGUUUUGUUACCAGAUACUACAGUGUUGUUCUCGUAAAAGUAAUUUUUGGGCAAUCGCAAAAUUUCCGUCUGACCUCCCAAGUAAAACUCCUUUCCACAUUUUAAAUAGUUUGUUCAGUGAAAUGUCCUGGAACUGAUCUGACUCAUAUGCCGAGGCUAUCUACAACGCGAUGACAGUGUAGCGGUUGAGUUUGACAUCUGAAUCUUGUCAGCCAAAUUCUAUAGUUGGAAAGCGCUACCAGGCCACACUUCAGCAAGAGCAAACUCUAUCGUGCUAAUUUAAUAACCCGGCUUGAAUCCUGUUGGAAUCGGCAAAGGAACAUAACAUUUCCUCCGUACAGAGUAUUCGUCCAAACUACAUUCAGGAGGCACCAAUCAUUGUACCUUCUCGUUUUGUUGUUAUCUCUCACAACGCGUUUUCCCAUCACCUCUUCCUAAAGUGUGUAAAAAUUGCAAUCUACGAUACGUUAAACCUUAUGCAUUGCACUGCACCACAUCAAAAAACAAAAUAAGCUAUUUCAUAGCCGAAGACGACCGAGGCAUACUAUUUAUAGCGUGUGUAUCCCUGGGCUCUCAUACCGCCAGAUAUCAUUUUUGACGAUUAAAUACAUGAUUUCUAUAAGUACUUCUUCUGAAGUCUUACCUGUUUGCGCUGAAAUAGAAUCACCUCGUCAUUUUAUCUCUGUUCAAGUUACAACAAACUGCUACGAGGAAAACAAGAAAAUCACGCGUUUGGAAAGUUUCGCCCUCACGCAAUAACUACGGAAAGCGUCAUUAGCUUACGAUAUAUCACUGGAUUGAGUGACUGUGCAACAAAAUGCAAUAAUAUGUUUCUCGACCACGAUUGAGAGCCCCGAGUGAGAGCAAAAGUAAAAUUUUUCGUGUGAAAGAAAGACAACAACGAAAGUCACAAUAUACGCAGCAAAUCUGUAAAUUUACGUUCAGUCAACUGAAAUGUGCUGGCUCAAAUCAUGAAUCAUUUCGAGAAUUAAUUAUUUCUGCUAUGAACACGAAAUGAACUUUAAAAAGUAGCUCAUCAAAUAUUCCAUGAAAACACGCAGUGCUGCGGAAACCUCGUCUGCUCCACGAGGGUGUAUCCCCCCGAACGGCGCGAUCGCCCCAAGCGGGAGCAAUUGUCCCUAAGUGACCUAGUCUAUUGUAUUCGAGCGGAGUUUCCUGACCAGAAAGAGUAUUGCAGGACCGUGCUCCAACCAAGCAAGCAAGCAAGAACUUGCUGACUGGUCGAGAGAACUUAUUCAUUCGGAGGCAAAGCAGUUCAGACUUAAAGGGACAGUCGCAUUCUCCGAGGUCAAUUUCGAAACUAAUGCGAAUUCUAAUUCCUUGCCGAGCACUGAAAUGGGCCCGAAAAUACCAUUUCGAUCCGCGGCGUACUUUUCGCGCAAUCCGAUGAAAAGGAAACCGGAAUCCUUGCGCCCUCGCUCUCUAAAAGUGGGAGCAAACGUCACCCGGAUAAAGCCAAUCAGCGCACGCCCUGGGUAAAUGCGAGCCGCGCGCCUGUUUGGCGAUCGCGAAGCGAAGGUAGCAAACAUGGAGUCUGAAAACGAGAGUGAUUUUCUCUGUCUGGGGGAGAUUCUGAUGAACAUGUAAGCGGUAGCGGCGACGAGUUAAUGCUGGAUGAUGACCCAUACUCUACGGACCCAAUGCCUCUGGAACCCGCCGACCAGGCACGAGAUGUGGCUGCGGCUAACCCGCGGGAUGACAUUUUCAGGUGUCUGUGUGGAGUCUGCGACCCACAGGAGCCCGACGAGCGCCUGUGUUGCCAUUCUGUUGCCAGGGUGGUAGAAAUGUGCAACAGUGCCGCCGUGCAGUGCAUAACACAACACCCAUUACUCAGGGACAUCUGCCUCCGUAGGGAGCUUCUAGUGGUGUACGCGCCUCAAUUCUGCCGCUAUGAUCAACAUUUUAGGCGACUCAAUCCCCAGGACCACAGGUGCAUAAUGGCAAUGGACCAGGACAUCGCGGCAGCAUACGAUAUGUUGACGCCAGAGCAGAAGGAAAUACUGAAGACCUACAACAAUACAGUCUGGCCGCUGUCCUUGGCUAUUCAACUGUCAAUAUUGGGGUUUCUUUACGAAGGCCAGGGACGCACAGUCUUGUGCAUUCACUGCAACGGGAGAUCAAGUGUGCCAAAGACUUCGGGACCGCAAGAUGUUCUGUUAGAGCAUCUGCUGUACAACCCCGUGUGCACAAAACCCAUAGGGGAGAUAGCCAGGCAGCCCACCGACCUGACGGAGAAACAAGCGAUCGAGGAAAACAUCACUUCCGCUCGACAAUUCUAUGAGAAUAAAGGGAUACCCAAAGAAGUCCUGGACAAAGCGGCAGAUAUAGCAAAACGCACGAGCACAGCAGAAUCUGUGAUACGGCAAAUUGUGCACCUUGUUUCCUCUCUACAAAAGACUCCAAGGACAUCGGGGACCAGCACAGCGCUACCUCCUGGGCUAGAAGAGGAGUAUGACGGAACAGCAUCCGAUGGCCUCCGUUGUAAGAUCUGCAACCAGGCUGACGCCGAUGCAAUUCUCAUCCCGUGCAGCCAGGCCGCCUGCUGCCUGAAGUGCUCCGCAAGGCUACUUUUGUGUCCGAUGUGCGGGGUUGCGGUCGAGAGCUACAGACGAAUCACGGCAUAAUAUUUAUUGACACAGUGGCAGUUUCAGGCGAAACAGCUGGCGGAUCUUUUCGUUUUUUUUUUUUUUUGUUAUAUACAGGAUGUCCCAGAAAACGUGUCAUUGAAUUAUAAUAAAAAAAACUACACCACCUAGA